AUGUCUUCUGGGAGGACUUCAUCUGUGGCACUGCUAAUGCUAUUGGGUCUGGUGGCUGUGGUGAAGGCAGGAAUAGCAGUCUCUCGAAAUCCAGAAUGCCCAAGUACUGAGGACAGGAACUUCCCCCAAACUGUGAACGUCAACAUGAACAUCCUUAACCAGAAUACAAAUUCCAAAAGAGCCUCAGAUUACUACAAACGAUCCACUUCACCUUGGACUCUCCACCGCAAUGAGGACCCUGAGAGAUAUCCCCCUGUGAUCUGGGAGGCAAAGUGCCGCCAUUUGGGCUGUGUGGAUGCUGAAGGGAAAGUGAACCACCACAUGAACUCUGUCCCCAUCCAGCAAGAGAUCUUGGUCCUGAGAAGGGAAUCUCAGCACUGUCCCCGCUCCUUCCGGCUGGAGAAGAUACUGGUGACUGUGGGCUGCACCUGUGUCACCCCUAUCGUCCGCCAUGUUGUCUAA
This is a messenger RNA of Tupaia belangeri chinensis (Chinese tree shrew), 462 nucleotides long. RefSeq names its product interleukin 17A (gene IL17A). The transcript is spliced from 3 exons. Bases 1 to 462 code for a protein of 153 amino acids. Gene Ontology annotation, cellular component: extracellular region. Gene Ontology annotation, biological process: inflammatory response. Gene Ontology annotation, molecular function: cytokine activity. Lineage: Eukaryota; Metazoa; Chordata; Mammalia; Scandentia; Tupaiidae. The record is from RefSeq and is a predicted model, not a curated record.